Molecule: messenger RNA, 1224 nt
Organism: Coturnix japonica (Japanese quail)
Lineage: Eukaryota; Metazoa; Chordata; Aves; Galliformes; Phasianidae
Source: RefSeq, a predicted model, not a curated record
GCUGAGUAUUAUGGGAUGCUGGCUCUGGGCUCUAGGCCCCACGCUGACUAUUAUGGGCUGCACGGCAGGGAUCUCCGUGGGAACCCCUUUAUCUGUGACUGUGGGUUGCGCUGGUUGGUUCCAUUCCUGGGCAGUUCGGUGCCCAACGUUGAGGUCGGGAUCUGCCGGGGACCCCCCCGACACGAAGGGACCCCCAUCACACAGCUGAGGAUACGGGACUUCCAGUGCAACAGACAUGAGCUGCAGCCGUUCCAGUCGCUGCCGUUCUCGUCGCUGUCCGCGGAGCCGUUUGUGGUUGGGGGGCAGCACUAUGGGGUGGCGCUGGCUCAGCCCUUUUCAGGCUCCUGCGCCCUAUUGGAAUGGGAUCAAAUGGGGGGACGAUUCCGGACACACAGCGUCGUCAAUGCCUCGUCCCCGGUGUGGUGCCACCCCGUCCCCAUAGCGGACUCCCUGGUUCUGGUUGUGGCCCAGCUCCACGGCACCUCGUCCGUGUGGCGUCGCGUUGGCGGCCCCGAUGGACGCUUCGUCCUAUUCCAAGUUAUAGGGUCGGGCCUGUUACGUCGGCCCCAUUCCAUCAGCAGCGCCCGCUUAGGGGGCCACCUAUAUAUAGGGGUGGCCGAUAGCUCCAAGGGGGGCAGCAGCACCCUAUAUCGAUGGGGCAGGGGGGGGUUCUACCCCCAUCAGACAUUAAGGCCGUGGAAUAGGGACACCCAUAUGGAGUUCAUGGAGUUGGGGGGCAGACCAGCCUUAGUGGUUUGCAGUGGGGCCAGGAGACCCACGGUCUAUAGGAUGAGCCGGGGGGUGUUUGAGCCCCACACCGACAUCCCACAUGUACCCGAUGUUUAUAUGGCCAAGCACUACAAGGUGGAGGGGAACGUCUACCUGUGUCUCACCAGGUUCCUGGGGGAUGCCAAGGUGAUGCGCUGGGAGGGCUCCAUGUUCCGCGAGGUCCAGCAGCUCCCAGCUCGCGGCUCGUUGGUUUUCCAGCCCGUUUCCAUCUCGUCCCAUCGUUACGUGUUUAUGGGGAACGAUUUCGGCCCCACUCGUGUUUAUGGGUUGGACCCCACGGGACGUUUAGAACCCAAACAGGAGCUGCUGACCCCAACCCCGAGAGCCUUCGCCCCCAUUGAGGUUGGGGGGCAGCACUUCGUGGUGGUGGCCAGUUUUAAAGGGGCCACGCGGGUUUAUCGGCACGUCACCGUGGAUGUGGGGACGUGAAUUGGG